UUUCCUUUCUUUCUUUAGAGCUUCGUCAGAUGAAGGCCUGAUACUGUGAAACAUGGCACAACCUCGGACUAAUUAAAAGUUUUCCUGUUUCAGGAAAAAAAACUAACAGCAACAUGUAUAGACCUGGGGAGACAGUCAAACGUCGACUCAAUAUGCAUGCACCUCCUCGGAUAAGGAGUGUGGAAGUUGCUAGAGGAAGAGCAGGUUAUGGGUUUACCCUUUCUGGACAAGCUCCUUGUAUUCUUAGUUGUGUUAUGAAAGGAAGCCCUGCGGAUUAUGUUGGACUUAAAGCAGGAGAUCAGAUAUUUGCCAUUAAUGAAAUUAAUGUGAAAAAGGCAUCUCAUGAAGAUGUGGUGAAACUUAUAGGAAAAUGUUCUGGAGUUCUCCACAUGGUCAUUGCUGAAGGGAUUAGUCAUAUGGAUUCAUGUUCAAGUGAUGAAGAAGUUGGCUUUUAUGAUGGAAAGGGAUGGCUGAAGCCCAAACCUGACUCUAAAGCUCUAGGUAUAAACAGAGCGGAGAAAGUUGUUGAAGAAAUGCAGUCUGGUGGCAUUUUCAACAUGAUCUUUGAAAGUCCUAACCUGUGUGCUGGGAACUCAGAUAAUUCUGCUCCGAAACAGAGAUCGUUUUCAGAUUCUGCUGCUAUUAAAUUUGAAACUGGAAAUGAAAGUUUAAGUAAUCCAAACCUACUGUCAAAGGAUGAAAUAUCCAAAGUUCUGAAUGAUGAUUGUUUUAGAGUUGGAUUGGAGAGUGUGGAAGACUUUGGAUUAGAUGCAAGCAUUUUGAAUGUUGCCAUGAUUGUAGGUUACCUAGGCUCAAUUGAACUUCCUUCAACAACCUCGAAUUUGGAAAAUGAGAGCCUGCAGGCUAUUCGUGGAUGCAUGAGACGUCUGCGGGCAGAACAGAAAAUUCAUUCAUUAGUGAUGAUGAAGAUAAUGCAUGACUGUAUUCAGCUGUGCAGUGACAAAUCAGGUGUAGUGGCAGAAUAUCCUGCAGAGAAACUGGCAUUCAGUGCUGUUUGCCCGGAUGACAGAAGAUUCUUUGGACUAGUUACAAUGCAAACAAAUGAUGAUGCAAGCUUGGCUCAGGAAGAUGAAGGGGUUCUGAGGACAUCUUGCCAUGUUUUUAUGGUGGAUCCUGAAUUAUUUCAUCAUAAAAUUCACCAGGGCAUAGCAAGACGUUUUGGAUUGGAAUGUACAGCGGAUCCAGACACAAAUGGCUGUCUAGAGUUUCCAACAUCAUCUUUGCCUGUUCUUCAGUUUAUUUCUGUCCUGUAUAGGGAUAUGGGGGAACUGAUUGAGGGAAUGCGUGCAAGGGCUUUUCUUGAUGGUGAUGCAGAUGUUCAUCAGAAUAAUAGUACAAGCAGCAACAGUGACAGUGGAAUUGGAAACUUUAAUCAAGAAGAAAAUAAUAGAGUCCUAGUGGUUGAUUUAGGGAGCAAUCCAAGUAAACAUAUUCCUAGCAGUGUAUGGGAAAAUCCAGUCGGAAGGGGACAAAAUCAGCCUGCUGCACAUUGGAAUGGCUUCUGUCAUGAACAGGAAGGAAACAUUCCUUUAGAAGUGAUUCAGAACGAUAAGUCCCAAAACCUAAACAAGCACUUAGGUCCUUCUGCUCGUAUUGAAGUUCCACUGGUUUCCUCUCGAAAUUCAGUGCCCCCAUCAAAGAAAAGCAGUGCAGGCGUAGGCAGUCAGAGGUGGUUGCCUGUGCAUGUUUUACAAGAGUGGCAGCAUGGGAAUGCUAGUGACCAGGAGUCUUACACUGAUUCUACGGAUGGCUGGUCAAGCGUUAACUGUGGUACCCUUCCCCCUCCAAUGAGUAAGAUUCCAGCUGACAGAUACAGAGUCGAUGGCAGCUUUGGUCAGCCGCAGUUAAAAUCUCAUAAAAAUGAAUGGUCUAAGAAGAUGUUUUGCAUGCAAAACAAGUUUGGCCUUCCGCACAGCGUUAGGAAGUCUAAAGAAGAUAAAAAGGGUGCAAAAUUUGGACGUCCAAUGGGAUUAAAUCAGGCUCCUCCACAGCGUUCUUCUGUUCGGAGAUCAUUUGGGAGAUCGAAGCGAUUCAGCAUUACUCGUUCACUGGAUGACCUGGAGUCAGCAACUGUCUCUGAUGGAGAGCUGAAUAGCGCUGAUUUAAAAGACUGCAUCAGUGAAAAUAGUCUCAGUAGCAAUGCGAGUCUUCCCAGCGUACAGAGCUGUCGACGACUUCGAGAAAGAAGAGUUGCAAGCUGGGCAGUUUCAUUUGAGCGACUUCUUCAGGAUCCUGUUGGUGUUAAGUAUUUUUCGGAAUUUCUGCGGAAGGAAUUUAGUGAAGAAAAUAUUUUAUUUUGGCAGGCUUGUGAAUAUUUUAAUCAUGUGCCCGCACAUGAUAAAAAAGAGCUUUCUUACAGAGCUCGGGAGAUCUUCAGUAAAUUUUUGUGUAGCAAAGCUACAACCCCUGUUAAUAUUGAUAGCCAGGCACAGCUGGCAGAUGAUAUUCUCAAUUCUCCACAUCCAGAUAUGUUCAAGGAACAGCAACUUCAGAUUUUUAACUUGAUGAAGUUUGAUAGCUAUACUCGCUUUCUCAAAUCCCCCCUUUACCAAGAAUGCAUCCUAGCCGAAGUUGAAGGUCGGACUCUUCCUGAUCCGCAGCGUGUUCCCAGCAGCCCCACUUCUAAACACAGUAUUAGUUCAGAGAAGUCCAAUAUCUCAACACCGAAAAAGCUAAGUGGUAAAUCAAAGUCAGGAAGAUCCUUAAAUGAAGAGUCAGGAGAGGAGGAUACUGAGAAGAAAAAAAGGGGGACAUUUUUCUCAUGGUCAAGAAGUAAGAGUUUGGGAAAAUCACAAAAGAGGAAGGAAAAUGGUGAUUAUCAAAAUGAUUCUAUUCAGUCCAAUGGAUUAUCAUACAGGCGGGAAUCCCAAGGCUCCAUGUCUUCAACAGCUAGUCUUGACUUGGUAAUGGCUGGCUCUUAACGAUAAUGUGGGAAACAGGGAAAACAGUGAACUGUUAAUUUUCUAAGAUGUGUGAAGUAAUUUGCUUGAAGUAAUACUUAGGGAAAGCAUCCUUGAAUGAUGCAGAAUUUUCCUCACUUAACCUGUGUUCAAGUUGUGUUAG
Meleagris gallopavo (turkey) is the source of this 3084-nucleotide messenger RNA. Lineage: Eukaryota; Metazoa; Chordata; Aves; Galliformes; Phasianidae. The record is from RefSeq and is a predicted model, not a curated record.